AUGUCUUCAGACGCUGAGAUGGCUGUCUUCGGAGAGGCAGCUGUGUAUCUCCGAAAGUCAGAAAAGGAAAGAAUUGAGGCGCAGAACAAGCCUUUCGAUGCCAAGACAGCUGUGUUUGUGGUGCAUCCUAAAGAAUCUUUUGUGAAAGGAAAAAUCCAGAGCAAGGAAUCAGGAAAGGUCACUGUCAAGACUGAAGGUGGAGAGACCCUGACCAUGAAGGAAGAUCAGAUCUUCCCCAUGAACCCUCCCAAGUACGAUAAAAUCGAGGACAUGGCCAUGAUGACCCACCUCCACGAACCCGCUGUGCUGUACAACCUCAAAGAGCGUUACGCAGCCUGGAUGAUCUACACCUACUCGGGUCUCUUCUGCGUCACUGUCAACCCCUACAAGUGGCUGCCGGUGUACAACCCGGAGGUGGUGUUGGCCUACCGAGGCAAGAAGCGCCAGGAGGUCCCUCCACACAUCUUCUCCAUCUCUGACAAUGCCUAUCAGUUCAUGCUGACUGAUCGUGAGAACCAGUCGAUCCUGAUCACCGGAGAAUCCGGUGCCGGGAAGACUGUGAACACAAAGCGUGUCAUCCAGUACUUUGCAACAAUUGCAGCGAGUGGGGAGAAGAAGAAGGAGGAGCAGUCAGGCAAAAUCCAGGGAACGCUUGAGGAUCAAAUCAUCAGCGCUAACCCACUGCUGGAGGCCUUUGGAAAUGCCAAGACCGUGAGGAACGACAACUCCUCCCGCUUUGGUAAAUUCAUUCGAAUCCACUUUGGGGCCACGGGCAAACUGGCUUCUGCUGACAUUGAAACAUAUCUGCUGGAGAAGUCCAGAGUCACUUUCCAGCUCAAGGCAGAAAGAAGUUACCACAUAUUUUAUCAGAUCAUGUCCAACAAGAAGCCAGAGCUAAUUGACAUGCUCCUCAUUACCACCAACCCAUAUGACUACCAAUUUGUGAGUCAAGGUGAGGUCACGGUUCCCAGCAUUGAUGACCAGGAGGAGCUGAUGGCUACAGAUAGUGCCAUUGACAUCCUGGGCUUCACUGCUGAUGAGAAAAUAGCCAUUUACAAGCUGACGGGGGCUGUCAUGCACUACGGGAAUCUGAAGUUCAAGCAGAAGCAGCGUGAAGAGCAGGCAGAGCCAGACGGCACAGAAGUUGCUGACAAGGCUGCCUAUCUGAUGGGUCUGAACUCAGCAGACCUGCUCAAGGCACUGUGCUACCCCCGAGUCAAGGUUGGGAAUGAAUAUGUGACCAAGGGUCAAACCGUGCAGCAGGUGCACAAUUCAGUGGGUGCUUUGGCAAAGACUGUCUAUGAGAGGAUGUUCUUAUGGAUGGUUGUUCGUAUUAAUCAACAGCUGGAUACGAAGCAGCCCAGACAGUACUUCAUUGGUGUCCUGGACAUUGCUGGCUUUGAGAUCUUUGAUUUCAAUAGCCUGGAGCAGCUGUGCAUCAACUUCACCAAUGAGAAACUGCAGCAGUUCUUCAACCACCACAUGUUCGUGCUGGAGCAGGAGGAGUACAAGAAGGAGGGAAUUGAAUGGACAUUCAUUGACUUUGGGAUGGACCUGGCUGCCUGCAUUGAGCUCAUUGAGAAGCCUAUGGGCAUCUUCUCCAUCCUGGAAGAGGAGUGCAUGUUCCCCAAGGCAACUGACACCUCUUUCAAGAACAAGCUCUACGACCAACAUCUGGGCAAGUCCAACAACUUCCAGAAGCCCAAGCCUGCCAAAGGCAAGGCUGAGGCCCACUUCUCCCUGGUGCACUAUGCUGGCACAGUGGACUACAACAUCUCUGGCUGGCUUGAGAAGAACAAGGACCCCCUGAAUGAAACUGUCAUUGGGUUGUAUCAGAAAUCAUCACUGAAAACACUGGCAUUACUCUUUGCCUCUUAUGGUGGAGAAGCAGAAAGUGGUGGUGGCAAGAAAGGUGGGAAGAAGAAGGGUUCUUCCUUCCAGACUGUCUCAGCACUUUUCCGGGAGAAUUUAAACAAGCUGAUGACCAAUCUGCGCAGCACCCACCCACAUUUUGUGAGAUGCAUCAUCCCCAAUGAAAUAAAAACACCUGGUGCUAUGGAGCAUGAGCUGGUGCUGCACCAGCUUCGGUGCAACGGCGUGUUGGAAGGGAUCAGAAUUUGCAGGAAAGGAUUCCCCAGCAGAGUUCUCUAUGCUGAUUUUAAGCAGAGAUACAGAGUGCUGAAUGCAAGUGCUGUCCCAGAGGGACAGUUCAUGGAUAGCAAGAAAGCUUCUGAGAAGCUCCUUGGGUCUAUUGCCAUUGAUCACACCCAGUACAAAUUUGGUCAUACCAAGGUGUUCUUCAAAGCUGGGCUUAUAGGCCUUCUGGAGGAGAUGAGGGAUGAGAAACUGGCACAACUCAUGACUCGCACACAAGCCAGGUGCAGGGGCUUCCUGAUGAGAGUGGAGUACCAGAGAAUGGUGCAGAGGAGGGAGUCCAUCUUCUGCAUCCAGUACAACAUCCGUGCAUUCAUGAACGUGAAGCACUGGCCCUGGAUGAAGCUGUUCUUCAAGAUCAAGCCCUUGCUGAAGAGUGCAGAAUCUGAGAAGGAGAUGGCCAACAUGAAGGAGGAGUUUGAGAAAACCAAGGAAGAGCUUGCAAAGUCUGAGGCAAAGAGGAAGGAGCUGGAGGAGAAAAUGGUGAAAUUGGUGCAGGAGAAGAAUGAUCUGCAGCUCCAAGUGCAGGCUGAAGCAGAUAACUUGGCUGAUGCUGAAGAAAGAUGUGACCAGCUGAUAAAAACAAAACUUCAGCUGGAAGCAAAAGUUAAAGAGAUAAUUGAAAGAGCAGAAGAUGAGGAGGAAAUUAAUGCCGAGCUGACAGCCAAGAAGAGGAAACUGGAGGAUGAAUGCUCAGAGCUGAAGAAUGACAUCGAUGAACUUGAGAUAACACUGGCCAAGGUUGAGAAGGAAAAAUAUGCCACUGAAAACAAGGUGAAAAACCUGACAGAGGAGAUGGCAGCCCUGGACGAGACCAUUGCCAAGCUGACAAAAGAGAAGAAAGCCCUCCAAGAGGCCCAUCAGCAGACACUGGAUGACCUGCAGGUAGAAGAGGACAAAGUCAAUACGCUGACCAAAGCUAAGACCAAGCUGGAGCAGCAAGUGGAUGACCUGGAAGGGUCCUUGGAGCAAGAGAAGAAGCUGCGCAUGGACCUUGAGAGAGCCAAGAGGAAACUCGAAGGAGACCUGAAGCUGGCCCAUGACACCAUAAUGGACUUGGAAAAUGAUAAGCAGCAGCUGGAUGAGAAACUGAAGAAGAAAGACUUUGAAAUCAGCCAGAUCCAGAGCAAAAUCGAGGAUGAGCAAGCCCUGGGCAUGCAAUUACAGAAGAAGAUCAAGGAGCUGCAGGCGCGCCUGCAGGAUGCAGAGGAACACGUUGAGGCUGUGAAUGCCAAAUGUGCCUCCCUGGAAAAGACCAAGCAGAGGCUGCAGAAUGAAGUGGAGGACCUGAUGAUCGACGUGGAGAGAUCUAAUGCUGCCUGCGCAGCUCUGGAUAAGAAGCAGAAGAACUUUGACAAGAUCCUGGCAGAAUGGAAGCAGAAGUAUGAGGAAACGCAGGCUGAGCUGGAAGCCUCCCAGAAGGAGUCUCGCUCUCUCAGCACGGAGCUCUUUAAGAUGAAGAAUGCCUAUGAGGAGUCCUUGGACCACCUGGAAACGCUGAAGCGGGAGAACAAGAACUUGCAGCAGGAGAUUUCUGACCUCACGGAGCAGAUUGCAGAGGGGGGAAAGGUGAUUCAUGAGCUGGAGAAAAUCAAGAAGCAGAUCGAGCAGGAGAAAUCUGAAAUCCAAGCUGCUCUAGAGGAAGCUGAGGCCUCCCUAGAACAUGAAGAGGGGAAAAUACAGUGCCUCCAGCUUGAGCUCAACCAAGUGAAAUCUGAGAUUGACAGGAAGAUUGCAGAGAAAGAUGAGGAGAUUGACCAGAUGAAGAGAAACCACCUCAGAAUUGUGGAGUCCAUGCAGAGCACCCUGGAUGCUGAGAUCAGGAGCAGGAACGAAGCCCUGCGGCUGAAGAAGAAGAUGGAGGGAGACCUGAAUGAAAUGGAGAUCCAGCUGAGCCAUGCCAACCGCGUGGCUGCAGAGGCCCAGAAGAACCUGAGAAACACGCAGGCAGUGCUCAAGGAUACCCAGAUACACUUGGACGAUGCUCUCAGGACACAGGAGGACCUGAAGGAGCAGGUGGCCAUGGUGGAGCGCAGAGCAAACCUGCUGCAGGCUGAAGUUGAGGAGCUACGGGCAGCCCUGGAGCAGACGGAGCGCUCGAGGAAAGUGGCUGAGCAGGAGCUCCUGGAUGCCACUGAACGUGUGCAGCUCCUCCAUACCCAGAACACCAGCUUGAUCAACACCAAGAAGAAGCUGGAAACAGACAUCGCCCAAAUUCAGGGUGAAAUGGAGGAUACGAUCCAGGAAGCCCGCAAUGCUGAAGAGAAGGCCAAGAAGGCCAUCACAGAUGCAGCCAUGAUGGCCGAAGAGCUGAAGAAGGAGCAGGACACCAGUGCCCACCUGGAGAGGAUGAAGAAAAACCUGGACCAGACGGUGAAGGACCUGCAGCACCGUCUGGAUGAGGCCGAGCAGUUGGCACUGAAGGGAGGCAAGAAGCAAAUCCAGAAGCUGGAGGCCAGAGUGAGGGAGCUGGAAGCGGAGGUUGACGCUGAGCAGAAGCGCAGCACUGAAGCCGUGAAGGGCGUGCGCAAGUACGAGAGGAGGGUGAAGGAGCUGACCUACCAGUCUGAGGAAGACCGGAAGAAUAAUCUCAGGCUGCAGGACCUGGUGGACAAGCUGCAAAUGAAGGUGAAAUCCUACAAGAGGCAAGCUGAGGAGGCUGAGGAGCUGUCCAAUGUCAACCUCUCCAAAUUCCGCAAGAUCCAGCACGAGCUGGAGGAAGCCGAGGAGCGGGCUGACAUUGCAGAGUCCCAGGUCAACAAGCUCCGAGCAAAGAGCCGGGAGUUUCAUAAGAAGGUAGAAGAGGAGGAAUGAGGAUCUCAAGGCUAAAAAGUGACCUGAGGCAUGCAUAAAAUGUAAAUCUCUGAGUUGCUUUCUUCUGUAAUUAUAAUUUAUGUCUAGGUAAUAAAUACAGUAGAGAUCUC
This is a messenger RNA of Athene cunicularia (burrowing owl), 5078 nucleotides long. RefSeq names its product myosin heavy chain, skeletal muscle, adult-like. The transcript is spliced from 34 exons. Gene Ontology annotation, cellular component: myosin complex. The coding region runs from base 1 to 4968 and encodes 1655 amino acids. NCBI's taxonomy places the organism in Eukaryota, Metazoa, Chordata, Aves, Strigiformes, Strigidae. Gene Ontology annotation, molecular function: actin filament binding; ATP binding; cytoskeletal motor activity. The record is from RefSeq and is a predicted model, not a curated record.